Molecule: messenger RNA, 3680 nt
Organism: Aedes albopictus (Asian tiger mosquito)
Lineage: Eukaryota; Metazoa; Arthropoda; Insecta; Diptera; Culicidae
Exons: 2
Coding region: 160-1287 (375 amino acids)
Source: RefSeq, a predicted model, not a curated record
GAGCAAGCCGAAAAGUCCAGCUUUUGGCCAUGGGUGGACUAGAGCUGCAGUCCGCUUAUUUUGGAUUACCCGGGGCUGAAGAUCAGCCAACAGACGUCGAUGUUGAUCCCUACAAAGCAGUUAAGGUAAAGCUUCAACAACACUUUUCACCCAAGCACCAUGAUAGCUUUGAGCGCUUUCUGUUUUGGUCCAGAAGAGAGUGAGUCCAUUGAGAAGUUUGCUUCGAGAGUGCAACAGAAGGCAGAGAAAAUUUCUUUCGGUAAAACCGAAAUGGAAAGUCGACACAUAGCCAUAAUUGAUAAAAUCAUACAAUACACCGCUGACGAUCUGCGGCAAAAAUUGUUGGAGAAGGAGAACCUCACUUUGGACGAUACAAUCAAGGUUGUGAAUGCGUAUCAAACCGUCAGAUAUCAAUCGGCGAGAAUGGCUCCCAAGAGAGUAGAACACGCUGUUAAUCAUUUGAGCACUAGCCAUUCCGGAGUAGGACGAAAUCCCAGAUGUCAACGUUGCGGUUUCAACCAACAUCGUCAAGGGGAGCGGUGUCCAGCGGUGAACAAGACCUGCCUUCGCUGUGGGCGAGUAGGACAUUUUCGCACAGUUUGUCAUUCCACCCUUGCAUCUGAUGCGGGUUCCCAUGAGCGUAAACGGAAGCCAGAUUUUCCGAAACAUGGCAUUCCUCAUCAACCUAAACGCUCAAAACGUGUCUACAAUGUAACGGAAGAUGUUGAGGUUGAAAAUUUACCUGUGUACAAUGUGGGAGACGAUGAUGAUGAGCUUAUAAAAUGCAAUGUGGGGGGAGUGGGAAUCUUUAUGCUAAUCGAUUCCGGCUCCAAAUAUAAUCUGAUUGACGACACAACUUGGGAGCUAAUGAAGAUGAGGGAUGUCAAGAUAACCAACGAGAGGAACGAUACCGACAAGCGCUUCUUAGCUUAUGGAAGGAUUCCGUUGAAGGUCUUGAUGGCGUUUGACGCAGAACUUCAAAUUGACGAUGACAACAGCUUGAAAACAACAACAUCUUUCUACGUGAUCGAAAAAGGGCAGCAACCGUUGUUAGGAAAAGUUACUGCUCAAAAGCUGGGCGUAUUGCGGAUUGGUCUUCCCACUAAGACGGCAUCAGUUCAUCUUGUUGAUCGACCGGAUAAAGCUUUUCCAAAAAUGAAAGGUAUCAAGUUGAGCAUUCCAGUAGACCAAAACGUCCCUCCGGUUAUCAAACCUCUGCGCCGUUGUCCUAUUCCUCUGUUGGAAAAAAUCAGAGGGGUGUGUACAAGACACAACCGCAUGACGUAAACUACGUAAAGCAAUUUGUUAUGAACGACAAUUGACUACUAUGCAAUUUCUUUGGAUCAAUAAUAGAAUUUGUAGUGGCUAAUGGUUUUGAAAUCGUUAAUUUUAACAAUUUAAAUUCUACAAGAUUUUGGUAGAUUCUGGGGAUUUGUGUUGGAAAUAUUUAUAACAAAGUUUGAAACAUAAGCAAAGCCUGAAGAAAUUCCUUUAUAGCUAUACACUGUACACACAAGAAGAAAGCGUACUCGCCAGAUUUGGUGACACGACCGGAUGAUAAGAUAAGCUGUUGCAUUUAGUUUAGGAGUAGUUUUCGAAAUUGAGCGGUUUUGACAUUUAUGUGACCAGCGUCACUUUGUCAGAAAAUCUACCGUUUACUUGUUCUUACAACUGCUCUCAAAAGGGCUAUUUGAACAAGAAUUUGUUGAAAAUAUUGUAUGUGUCAUCAAUGUUUUCGAAACUGACAAUCAACUAGCACAGUUUUAACAAACUUGUAUUGAAUAUCUCAUGGUUGCGACGGAGCGCUAUUCAAUUUUCACACAGCGCUUUGACACAGUGAUUGACACUUGCGUCCCGGGAUUUCGUCCUAAGAAAAUUAUUUCUUCACUCCUGUAGGACAUUUUCGUAGCCCUUAUAAGGGCUGUUUUACUAAAAGCGCGAUUCAGCGGUGUAAUUUUGUUGGCUUCUGCAAAGCUGCCCGAACUCCCGAUGAAGCCAGAAUGAAGAAAGUUUCCGCUCUUGCCGCACCAGAGAUCUGAUCCGGUGUGAACUGGUUAGCAGCCCCACUGGUACAGCGUACAGCAAUGCGAAGACGACUAGCAACAGCCGAAGACCACCGCGCCCGGCUAGCCAAAGCAUACUGAAGGGAGAAGCAAACGGAGAAACUGGCUAGCUGUCCUCCGAUGCGUUCCCCUCGAGGUGUUACGAAAGAAUGAUGGAAGAUGAGAAGAAGACAAUAACUUAUAUACUAGACGGCUGUACGGCAAAGAGGUUCAAAUUCCCCUCUCGCACGUGAUUGGUUAGAUGAAAGAGGGGUGAAAAUUAGUGAUGCCAUACAGAUUUUUGCACAAUGCUUACCAAUUGCUUUCGAAUAAUAAUUAUAUCAUUGAACUUUUGCAAAUCGAUCAGCACAAUUAUAAUGUUUAACACAUAAUUUCUAUAAAUCAUGCAAUUUUUACGGCAAAAUUGUAAAGAACAUUUAAGAAUUUUGCGAAGACCUACACACAUUGAAAUAUGGCAACACUGAGUAAUACAUUUCAUCAAGAUGAAAAUUUAUUCAUCAUCUGAGUUGAAGAAAAUGUUUUCCAAUUGCCAAACAACUAGCACAGUUUUCGCACAUUAAAUUUUGAAUUGAAUUUCUCAUUGUUGCGACAAAGCGCAGUUCAAUUUUCACACAGUGCUCAUAGUGAUUGACACUUAUGUGUCCCGGGCUUUCCUCAUGAGAGAAUUAUUUGGUUCACUCCCGUGGGACAUUUAACAAUGGCUGUUUUAAUUUACUUGCAGUAUUACUGCAAGCGCGUUUCAUGAUUAUGUUAAUUACGAUGUUGGCUUGUGCUGCCCGGACGCCCGAUGAAGAAAAUUUUAGCAGAGAUCCGAUCCGGUGUGAACCGGCUGGCGGCCCCACUGGUACCGCGCACGGCGUUGCCAUGACGACUAGCAUCAGCCAGCCGACGACCACCGCGCACGCCUAGACAAAACAUACUGAAAUUAUUCGGUUCACUCCCGUGGGACAUUUUCGUAGCCCUUUCAAGGGCUGUUUUGAUUUACUUGCAGUAUUUCUGCAAGCGCGUUCCAUAAUUUUAUUGAUUCCGAUGUUGGCUUGUGCUGCACGGACGCCCGAUGAAGCCAGAAUGAAGAAAAUGUUCGCAGAGCUGCUCCGGUCUGGUUGGCGGCCCCACUGGUACCGCGCACGGCGACGCGACGACGACCACCAGAGCAAGUGGCAACAGCCGACGACCACCACGCUCGGCUAACCAAAGCAUACUGAAGGGAGAAGCAAGCGGAGAAACUGGCUAGCAGUCCUCCGAUGCGUUCCCCUCGAGGUGUCGCGGAAGAAUGAUGGAAGAUGAGAAGAAGACAAUAACUUAUAUACCAAGCGACCAAGCCCAAAAAUGUGCUCGCACGUGAUUGGCUGAAAAAAAUUAAAACAUAGAUUCACUUUUCCGCAAUUUUCAAUAGUUUGCUGUUGAAAAUCAAUAGUUUUCUCUAUUUGACAUGAAAGGGACAUAGUUUUGCGAUUGUUUGAUGGCAAAAUUUUAAAAAUCGGUCAAUAAAUGGCUGAGUUAUUAGCGUGCAAAAUCUUUCAUAAUUUCGUGACGGUCGCAAAAUUUAGAUUUUCAUUUUACACCCGGUGCCGUGGUACAGUACCGUAUCUUCCCCAUAGACGUAGUUUACGUCAA